This is a messenger RNA of Aspergillus saccharolyticus JOP 1030-1, 1947 nucleotides long. RefSeq names its product glycosyltransferase family 69 protein. The transcript has a single exon. NCBI's taxonomy places the organism in Eukaryota, Fungi, Ascomycota, Eurotiomycetes, Eurotiales, Aspergillaceae. Bases 493 to 1824 code for a protein of 443 amino acids. The record is from RefSeq and is a predicted model, not a curated record.
UCUCGGCCAGAUACUGGACAAUUCACUCUGGAGUAGAGACUUAAUUUCCUUUCCUCCCCCCUGAUGAUGACGCCCCCAUCACCUCAUCUUGUUUGGCUCCAGAUAGUGUCGCUGAUCGUGAUGCGAUGAUUGGUCUUUGUCUGCAAGUUAGGCAGCUGCGCGAAUCAGGAAUGGCAAAAGGCCCACGCGUACCAUCAACUUUGGGUUCCACCACUAACUUCAAUCUAAGGCUGAUGACUGCGCCAUGAGGAACUGGGAAAGAGAUCCUGAUCCCCACGGUAGUCAGUAACCCAGUCGGUUCGGGUUUUUUCUCCCCUCCUCUGUCCACUUCGCUUCUUUCUCUGUGUCUCAUUUAACUCAUUGAUCUUAUUAUUAUCCCCGCCCCUCGCCUCCCCACCAUGCAAAUCUUCUUCUUCUUUCGCAUGGCUUGAUCUUCGCCACUGUUCAUACCUCCCAUCCCCCAUCUAAUCUAUAUGCAUCCUGCCAGCUGAGAUGAACCUCCACCAGGUGCAAUGGCACCUUGCUCGAGCGGCCAUGCUGAUGGCUGCUCUGUGUCUCGUCUUCUACCUCUUCGCAAACCGAAAUAGCCUCUCUACCGUCAAUGAGGGCCAGAUGGUCAACGAUGUCGAAGCUGUUGUUCCCGCCCUCUCCGCCUGCGACGAUUUCGACCCCGCCAGCGUAUCGAUUGACCUCCACGGACGACUAAACGCCAAAGCUCCAAUCAAUGGCAGCGCCGUCGAUGAUUUUGUCUGCUCCAUAGUAAAGCAUGAUAUGAAACAGACCGUCCAUCUCGACUGCCCGCUCAAUAUCAGCUCUCGUUAUAACAGUCUGCGCGUGCAGCCGAGCUGGGGCAACACCAAACCAAAAGUCAAAUACUUCUUCGCUCUGGACCUACACCAAGCCGCCCACAUCCUCAUGCCCCUGAUGGGUGCCAUCUUGGAUACCAUGCGGUUCAUUGGUCCUCAGUAUUGUGCUCUCUCCAUCGUCGAAGGCCGGUCCACCGACGGCACGUACGACAUUCUCCUUGCAUUGGAACGUGAGCUCGCCGCUAUGGGUGUGCGAUACUUUCUGGCAACAAAUGAUCUGAAUCCCAAGGCAGAGGGGGAGGAUCGCAUCAAGGAUCUGGCGAUUCUGCGCAAUCAGGCCAUCGCUCCGCUGGUCACCGCCGGAACCGGCAAGUUCAGCCCGUACGCCGCCGAUGCGCUGAUCGUCUUCGUCAAUGAUAUCGUUCUGUGCACGGAAGAUCUGCUCGAGCUCGUCUACCAGCAUCAGCAGCAAGAUGCGCAGAUGACUUGCGCAUUCGACUGGAAUGCGGGAGGGGGCUCCUUCUAUGAUUCCUGGGUGUCCCGGUCCAUGUCUGGCAACCUCUUUUUCGAGAUCACCCAUGAUGCCCGGUAUUGGAUUGGUAAGGAUAUGUUCUUCGACGACUCAUUCAGCGCGGAACGCUACGGGCGAGGUCUUCCCGUGCAGGUUUACUCGUGCUGGGGCGGUAUGGUGACCCUCAACGCGGCGCCAUUUGUGCAGAAAUCAAUCACAUUCCGCAACUCGGAACCCGGCGAAUGCUAUAUGGGUGAGCCAAUGACGCUGGCCAAGGAUCUCUGGAAGGCGGGUUUGGGCAAGAUCCUGGCCGUAUCCAGCAUCAAUGUCGCGUACGAAUACAAGUCGACGCGAGAAGCAAAGGAGACAUAUAAAUACGUGCACCAAAUCAUUCGAAGGGAGAAAUAUAAGACCGGGCCCGAAUUGGUCGAGUGGCAGGCAAAGCCGCCGCCGAGGGUCAAAUGCAUGCCGUGGUUCAACAACCAAUAUUGGGUGGACCCGAUGUAAAUACUAUCUGUGAUACCAAGCAUAUAUUCUUUUUUUGUUUAUCUUCUGUCUCUUUUAUGGCCUUUGUCGCGGGUUGCUGCUGGUACAAUGACGAACUUUGUGACUAGUACCUUGCACUACAUC